AUGGCUGCAGCCGCCGCUUUUAGCAAUUCUUGCUGCCAUGGCGUUUGUGAAGCAGCCACCGUUGGAGCCCCAUACCGCCUCAUUACGAUGCAGCACAGCGCAGUCUCCGCAGUGGACGGCAAUGGCGGCAUCAAGCACAGCGACAACUCCGUUAGUUUAAGCUUAACGUCGUUAAUAACAACCGACGAGACCGACGGACGCGUGUUAAAUACGACGACAUGUGGUGACGACUCGAGGUCGUCGCACGUUUCGGGUACGACAUCUCAAGAUAUGUUCGAGGCGACUAGCUUAAGCAGCGUCAGCAGCGAUGCUUCUCAAGGCGGGGCUUUCAAUAACGCGUCUCAACUCGAAGGGACUUUUAGAUGUAUUCGCGAAGGGGCGGGUCAAGUCCCGCACCACGAGUUACGCGUUGACUCGUUUGACUUGGCUGAGCUACGUGGCGAUGAGAAUCGUGAGCAUUGUGUCUCCCGGUCGCCACGUCGCGAGCUUGGCGGACUAGCUCAACCAGUGCCGUCGGCGCAUUGCUUACUCGCCGAAGCGUCACCACGCGAAAACAGCUGUCUCGAUCGUCGCGAAACAAGCGCAGCCAGUCCGUCGGACGAAGAUUUAGAACCUUCCACGGGGCGCAUUCCGUUUAACUCGACUUCAGCCCAGGAACAGCUACCAGAGUGUUUUGCCCCGUUAGAAGCAGACUCGAUGUCGUGCAUAUGGAAUCCCGGUGAGACGGGAUGGGAGAGCGUGCGACGCGCGCUGGAGGAGAAAGCGGCCGAGCGGCUCAAGGGGGGGCGAUCGUUAGAGCACCAUGCGAAUGGCGCGGCGGAGGUGCUUCAGCGACGAAUGAGCAACUGCGGCGCGGCGGAGCUUCUGGAACGGAUACAGACGGAAGAGGAGGAGGUGACGGACGAGCAAGACGGCGACGGCUACGACGACGGUGACGGCGGCACGCGCUGCGAGGCGGCAGGCGGAGCUGAUUUAUUCGCAUGGCCUGUUGCCGGGGGUUCCGCGCGAUGGUGGUCCGGAUGGGCGGGGUCCGCGCGCCUCGAUGCGGUUCCGGAAUCUUCGCGAGAUUCUCCGCGCAGCGCGGAAGCAGCGUCACGAAACGCCUCCAUGCCACGAACCGACGCGGCCGCGCCUCUGCGAGACGCCGUCACUCAGAGCAACCUCCCCGCGCCGCGCGACGACUCCUCCCCGCAUCGCGAGCCUUCCACUCCGCGCGGCGGCUGCUCUGUCGGUUGCGGAGGCGGCGGCGGCGGCGGCGGCGCGCGCGUUCGUCCGCCGAGGUGGCAGAUGGACGCGUCGCAGCUGGUGAUUCGCAACUUCGUCGCGCGCGGCUCGUUCGGCACCGUGCAUCGCGGGCAGUACAACGGCCGCGACGUUGCCGUGAAGCUUCUCAACUGGGAGGGGGAGAGCGUGCACGGGGGUGCGCGGGCGGCGGCAGCUGCGGGAAAAUUUAUCGGCGCGCGGAAUGGCUGCAGCGGAAACGCUGGUGGCGCGGCGGGGUGUGCUGCGGAGGCGGAAGCGAUUGCGGCUGUGCCCGCGGGGAAGUUUGGGUGCGGGGAGAAAGAGGGCGCGGGGAAGGCUGUGGGGAAGCCUGAGGCGGCGGGGAAAAUCAAUUCCGCGGAUUUGAAGUUUUUGCGGGAUGUAUUUGCGCAAGAGGUGCUCGUUUGGAGCAAGCUUCGACAUAAGAACAUCUGUGAGUUCGUGGGCGCGAUCAUCGGCGGACAGGAGUCGUACGAUCUGACAUCGACGGUUGAGGAUCAUCAGGGGCAGUUACGCGUGGGGAGCAACUUGUGCUGCUUGGUGUUGGAGUUUCUCCCCGGCGGAACGCUGAAGCAGCUCUUAGCGAAGCAGAGCAAGAAGAAGAAGCGGCUGCCGUUGAAACGCGCGUUGCAUCUGGCGUUGCAAGUCGCGGAAGGCCUGCGCUACCUGCAUGCGCGCAACAUAGUGCACCGCGACCUUAAGACAGACAACUUGCUGCUCGACCAAAAACACAGGGUGGUGAAGAUUGCAGACUUUGGUGUGUCGAGGGUGCAGCCAGGGGACCACUCCAUGAAGCGACGCACCGGCACCUUUGGAUACAUGGCGCCCGAGGUGCUCAAGGAGCAGCCGUACGACCACAAGGCGGAUGUGUACAGCUACGGCAUAGUGCUGUGGGAGAUCGUCACGUGUGGUAACCCGUUUCUCUUUGAAGGGCUCAAGCCGGAGCAAGUCUGCUGCAUGGUGAACCAGGGCCUGCGUCCAGACAUCCCCUCGUCGUGCCCGCCUGCCCUUGCUGACCUCAUGCGGGAUUGCUGGCACCACACGCCUGCCCGCCGCCCGAAUAUGGGCGAGGUGGUGGAGCGGCUCCGCGUCCUCACCCUACAGUGUGCGCCUGCCAUUCCCACCUGUGCCUGCAUGUAA
Molecule: messenger RNA, 2400 nt
Organism: Closterium sp. Yama58-4
Lineage: Eukaryota; Viridiplantae; Streptophyta; Zygnematophyceae; Desmidiales; Closteriaceae
Source: the annotation of a GenBank genome assembly